UUUCAUGGCAUUCUGAAUGUAACCGUCACGAAGAAGGAACAAGUUAGUACAUGUUGAAAGUUUGGGACAAUUUAUAUUUGUAUCUAUUUUAUUAUAAAAAAUAAAUAAUGUCUUCAAGUGACAGUUCCGUUAUUUUCGAUGACGAUGAAGAGACUGACUUUGAAGAUGAAGUGUGGCGUGCUCAGAGAUUUGGCAAUAACAGAAAAAAAACUAACAGAAUUAUAGAUGAAUCAGAUGAACCUGACAGUUCAUCUGAAGAAGAUGAGAAUCUGGAAAAUUUGGAAAAAAAUGGACGAUUAACACCUAGUAUUCAAAAAGCUAUUAGACGGAGCAUAUUUAAUUUAAGUUUGUCAAAUUCAGAUCAAAUAACUGAUGAUGAGGAAAUAGGAGAAAACAUAAAUAAUAAAAAUCAUUCUGAUGCCACAAGUCAAAAUGAUGACAGGGGAGACAGUGAUGAUAAUGAACAAUCACAAAAUGAAGAUGACGAAGAAGUAAAUUAUAAAGAAACUCGAGAAACAAGUGUUAAUUCGGUGCGAUCAAUUUCGGAGUCUUCUCAUGAACACAUUGAUUUAACACAAGAUUCCUUUCACGAAAAUGAACAAAGAAAAUCUGGCAGCUCUCAUAGAUUUUCGAGUCUUCUAGAAGAAUCUCAUGAAAUUGAUACAGCAGAAAAAAAUGAUCAUAAUACAUCAAAAGAUACAUCUAAAUUACUAGAUGGCACUUAUUCAUCGGCAGAAAAUUCUGCAGUAGAAUUCGAAAAAUCAUCUUCUGAAAUUGAAGUAAUAAGGCCCAAAUCGAAUCAAAAAAGAAUCGAUUUCUCUGCCAGUUCUUUCGAAACAUCACACAUAGAUUCAGCUACUGAGGAAUCAAUUAAUGAAGAAGAGCAUCCAGAAGUUAUUAAUGCAGCUAAAGAAGAACUAAAUGGGACUACAUUGGAUCAUAAAUCUGCACAGAAAAAAGCCCUUCUUAUUCACAAAUUGAAUAAAAUUAAUGUCGACCUUCAACAUAUGAACAUAAUUGCUUCAAAUAAAGUGCAAAUGUCUCAUCUUCCUGAUAAAGGUAGAAAACUGCUCGCCUCUAUUGAAAGUUUAUUAAAAGAACGUGAAGUUACGAGAGCUAAACUAGAAAAAUUGGAACAACUUGAAAACACAAAUACUAUUCCACCGCAAAGUAACUUAUCGAGACUUCGAGAUGAACUUUUACAAAAAAGUUAUGGUUCUCCUCCAACACCAUUAGGAUCUUCUGCUGAAUAUUCAAGAUCUCAGUUGGAAUCACCAGAAGAAACUCGUAUAAAAAUUUUAAGCAAACCAACUCUAGAUCAUAACAUAGAUAAUCUUGGAAGAAAAGCAUUAAAAACAUUGGAAACGCAGCAAGCUUUAACAGUUGACCGACUUCAAGAUCUUCAUGGUUCUUUAGUUACUCGUCCUACAGAAAAUGAAGAAGCUCCAGAUCCUCGAGGACUUCGUGUUAAAUUAAUGCCUCAUCAGAAACACGCAUUAGCUUGGCUUCUGUGGAGAGAGAAUCAAAAACCAGCUGGUGGGGUAUUAGCUGAUGACAUGGGGCUUGGAAAAACUCUCACAAUGAUAUCUUUGGUCAUGGCUACGAAAGAUGAUAGUCUUAGUGAUGAAGAAAACGAAGAUGAUGAAUGGAUUCAUCGAAAAAAAUCUACUAAAUUUUCCGGAGGAACUCUAGUUGUAUGUCCUGCAUCAUUAGUGUCUCAGUGGGCCGCUGAAGUGAAAAAUCGCUGCAAUACCGGACAGUUACUUGUUGAAGUUUAUCAUGGAAAUAAUCGAACUAGCUCAGCUCGGACUUUAGCUAAAAAUGAUAUUGUUAUUACUACAUACCAACUUCUUGCUAGAGAAAUGAAAGCCAAUGCACACAACAAAAUGCUAACCAUCACAUGGAAAAGAGUAAUAUUAGAUGAAGCUCACGUAAUAAGAAAUCACAAGAGCCAAACAUGUGAAGCAGUUUGUAAUUUAUAUGCACGAAAACGUUGGGCAUUAACUGGCACUCCUAUACAUAAUAAAGAAUUAGAUUUAUAUUCUAUCCUAAAAUUCCUCAAAUGUUCUCCAUUCGAUGAUCUUAAAGUCUGGAAACGAUGGGUUGAUAAUAAAAAUGCUGCUGGUCAUGAACGACUUGCUACAGUAAUGAAGUCAUUGAUGUUGAGACGUACUAAACAAGAAUUGAUGAUAAAAGGUCAACUUGAAACAUUACCAGAGAAAUUUAUCGAAGAAAUCAGUAUUGAUCUGGAUCCUGAAGAGCGCUUAAUUUAUGAAAAACUACUAGUUUUUUCUCAAACACUGUUUGCUCAAUUUUUAGCUCAGCGGGCUGAGAAAGAACAUAUGUUUGAAAUGGGCGCUGGGAAGUUUGAUAGACCAUUUAUGGAAACCUCUACAAUAUCUACAAAGUUCAAUAAAGCACAACUUGAGCUCAUGCGUCAACAUAAAGAAGUCAAGUCGCAUAUGAUUUUAGCACUUAUUUUACGAUUACGUCAAGUCUGUUGUCAUCCAUCUUUAAUUCAUUCCAUGUUAGAUAGAGAUGAUAUUGAAUCAAAUGAUUUGGAAAAUGAAACAGGUCAAGGUGAUUUAUUAUCACAGAUGAAUAAAUUGACGCUUCAUGAUGCAUCAACAGGAGAUAAUGAUGAAGAUCUUGGACUUGAUGAACGAGUUAAAGAAAAUUUAUUAACAGCGGAAAAUCCAGUUUUUAAGCCUGAUAGAAUGAGUUCCAAGUUUCGAAUUAUUAUAAAAAAAGUUAAAGAAAUUUUAGCUAAAAAAGAAAAAUUAAUUAUUGUUUCUCAAUGGACAACAAAUUUAAAUAUUUUGGCAAACUUUUUAAGCAGCAUCAAAGGUGCUACUUAUAAAAUGUUCACUGGUUCAAUUGCUAUCAAGAAUCGUCAACAAAUUGUUGACGAUUUCAAUGAUCAAUCUAGUGGACCGCAAAUACUUCUUUUAUCAUUAACUGCUGGUGGCGUUGGCUUGAAUCUCGUUGGUGCUAAUCAUUUGAUGUUAAUUGACAUUCAUUGGAAUCCACAGCUUGAGUCACAGGCUCAAGAUCGAAUUUACCGGUUUGGACAAAAAAGAAAUGUCUUCGUUUAUAAACUUAUUUGUAAUGGUACAAUUGAAGAAAGGAUAAAAAAUUUACAAGACCGUAAGUUAUCACUUGCAACUAAUGUUCUGGGUGGAAGUGGUAAAGUGGCAUCUAAACUCACUUUAGCUGAUCUCAGAAGUUUGUUUAACAUGUAAGAUAAAAUUUAAUAUCCAUAACUAUUAUUUAAACCGAUAUUUAAAAAUAUCAAGAAUUAAGUAUCUUUAAUCUAAAUUGUAUUCAAAGGUUUUUUUUUUAUUAAUUAAGAACACAUUUCAUACAAAAGUGAAUUAUUGUAAAUAAUUAAUGCUUAACUAGAGCCAUAAAGUUGAAUAAAAAAAAAGCUUACUUGGAUUAAAAUUAAAAAAAUAUUAUAUACUUUUUAUCGAUGUAUACUAUUCCAAAUUCCGUAGAAGAAAUAGAUAAUUAAUCCUAUAAAUACAAAAAAUAAAUUUUAGUAAUUAAGAAAAAAAAA
Molecule: messenger RNA, 3559 nt
Organism: Chelonus insularis
Lineage: Eukaryota; Metazoa; Arthropoda; Insecta; Hymenoptera; Braconidae
Gene: lds
Product: lodestar
Exons: 7
Coding region: 108-3242 (1044 amino acids)
Biological process (GO): DNA repair
Cellular component (GO): nucleus
Molecular function (GO): ATP binding; ATP-dependent chromatin remodeler activity
Source: RefSeq, a predicted model, not a curated record